Messenger RNA from Sugiyamaella lignohabitans, 981 nucleotides. It is a transcript of the gene SPS19, whose product is annotated as Sps19p. Bases 1 to 981 code for a protein of 326 amino acids. The record is from RefSeq and is a predicted model, not a curated record. Gene Ontology annotation, molecular function: oxidoreductase activity, acting on NAD(P)H, oxygen as acceptor. The transcript has a single exon. Gene Ontology annotation, cellular component: intracellular anatomical structure. Lineage: Eukaryota; Fungi; Ascomycota; Dipodascomycetes; Dipodascales; Trichomonascaceae.
AUGUCUCCUCCUGAAGAAACCGUUACUACCGGCAAUAACUCGUCAGUUGCUGAUGGCCCUCAAAAAGUGGUUCUUCCAAUCACUCCAUUCGAGACAUAUCCCAAAGCUAGAGCUGCUCCUAAGGAACUGAUUGGAGUCGAGGCUGCUCUACACGCAGCUAAAAAUCCGGAUUUCCAGGCUGUUUCUACAAUUGCCGGACAAUUUUCUCUUAAAGAUAAAGUCGCUAUUGUUACUGGAGGUAAUUCUGGAAUUGGUUUAGAAUAUUCAGUUGUGUUGGCCGAGUUGGGUGCUAUUGUUUAUGUGUUAGAUUUGCCCGAAGCUCCCUCUGAAGACUAUGCCGCUUGUAAGGCAUAUAUCAAGAAACUUGCUACUGGAGGAUCUCUUGAAUACAGAGUGGCUAAUGUGACGGACGGUCCAGGUAUGGCUAAGGUCACACAUGAGAUUGCUGAAACGCAUGGUAGAUUAGACGUUUGCAUUGCUAAUGCAGGAAUCCUGGGCCCCGUGGUGGAUUGUCAUGAAUAUCCUGCAGACUGGUUCCGCAAGAUCAUGGAAGUCAAUGUCACGGGAGUCUUUUUGACAGCCCAAGCUGCCAUUAAAGAGAUGUUGGAGCGCAAAAUCAAGGGGAGCGUCAUUUUCACGGCGUCUAUGAGCGGUAGCAUCAUCAACAAAGACAUGCACUGGAUUCCAUAUACCACCGCCAAGGCAGCUGUGGUUCAACUGGCCAAGGCAUUUGCAUGUGAAGUAGGAACAAACGAGAUCCGAGUCAACUGUAUUUCGCCAGGCCACAUCCGCACCCGAAUGACUGAAGCAUAUCUAGGAGUCGAGCCACUCAUUGAAAACUGCUGGGCCGCACAAAACCCUAUGAACAGACUGGGCUCCGUCUACGAGCUCCGUGGCACAGUCGCCUACCUUGCCAGCGAUGCCUCGACCUACACAACCGGCCACGAUCUCCAAGUGUGCGGUGGACACACUGCCUGGUAA